UCCCUCGAGUGAUCGGGUCAGUGGACCUGACCCCGAGCCUCGUGAGCCCGCCGUGCAGCUCGCCAUGGCCAUGGUACAGCAGGCGGACAUGGCCGUCAAGGCCAACGAGAUCCUGGCGCGGUUCCGGCCCAUCGCGCCCAAGCCCGCACUGGCGGGGGCGUCGCCGGCGCAUGCGGCCGAUGGCGUGGUGGCCGCGAACCGCGUGCUCUACCAGCUACAGAGCAGGCCGUGCCGUGCGCGAAAACGCAGCCGCCCGACCGUCGUGCCGGUGUCCCCGAUGUCGGCGGCGCAGCCGGCUGCCAAGAGGAAGAGGGCGGCGGCGACGUACACGCCGCUCCGGUGCGCGGCGGCCACCGAAGCUGUGGACACGGCAACGAGGGCGCAUGUGUCCUUUGUCGUCCCGGGUAGUGCAUGCCUUCCUGUGGCAUCGCUCCCGCCGGCGAGCGUGGGUGACGAGGACCUGGCGAGGCUCUCGCCGAAGGCUGCGGCGGAGGCCGAGAGGGACGUCCCCGUGGAGCGCGAUCUGCUGCGUAAGCUGCUGGAGCCCAAAGUCAUCUCGCCGCGGGCGUUGCGCCCCGUGGGCUCUAUCAUCCACGUCGAGUCCAUCCACCGCACCGACUCGACCUGCACCGCCGUCGCCUCGAAGACUGCGGCAGAGGUGGAGGACGAGUUGGAGGCCGACGCGCUCCCGGCGGCGGUCUCGGACUCGAGCAACCGCGUCCGGCUGGUGAACGACGCGUACAAAGAGAUGGUGGGGCAGCCCGAGUGCCCGUGGCUCGACGCCGUGGCCGCCGCAUCGAAGAGGAUCAGCGGCGAGGUGGUGCUGGUGGUGGCCGAGCCCGUGUCGCUGCCGAAGACCUACGGGGUGUUCACAUACACGGCCAAGAUCGAGUGGGAGUACGACGGCAAGUGCACCUCCAUCUCUGCACCGUGCGACGUCAGCCGGCUGCAGUGCGACUCCAGAGACUACCUCUUCACCUGGAGGUUUCGCACCGCCGACGCCGGUCCAACCGUCAGCCACCGCUCCGGCGAGAUGAGUGAGAGCUAGGAUAAGUUUGUACCGCAUCCUGUGUGUGUGACACACUGCCGUGUGCGAAACCCAAGUGCAUAGGCCAAGCUGCAUCUUAAACUAGAUCAGGUUCUUCUUUUGCAGAGUCCAUAGA
This is a messenger RNA of Phragmites australis (common reed), 1163 nucleotides long. RefSeq lists its product as uncharacterized. The transcript has a single exon. NCBI's taxonomy places the organism in Eukaryota, Viridiplantae, Streptophyta, Magnoliopsida, Poales, Poaceae. The coding region runs from base 65 to 1048 and encodes 327 amino acids. The record is from RefSeq and is a predicted model, not a curated record.